CGCUUGAUAUUCUUCAUGAUGCUGGGAUCGUUGCUGCUCGUCCCAGUCAGUUUCCCAUGGAACAAAACCACACCCUCACGCGUCUCAGUUCAGUCGAUGAUGAGCCAGCCGCAACUAUUGAUUCUAGCACUUAACGCCGCUUGGUCGGACGCCUCAUGUACCUUACGGUCACCCGCCUGGACAUUACCUAUGUUGUUAACAUCUUGAACCAGUUUGUUCAUGCUCCGCGGCCUGAGCAUGUUGAUGCUGCCCAUCGUGUGCUGCGUUAUCUCAAGACUUCUCAAGGUCAGGGCCUUUUCUUUCCUUCUGAUAGUUCCUUGACGUUGACAGCCUACUGUGAUGCAGAUUGGGGCGGUUGCCAGACUACACGUCGGUCCACGACUAGUUAUCUUGUUAAGCUGGGUUAUGCUUCUAUUUCCUGGCGCACGAAGAAGCAGCGUGUUCUUGCUCGUGCCUCUGCCGAGGCGGAAUACCUCGCCAUGGCAAGUGUCGUCAGUGAAGUCGUCUGGCUGCGGUUCCUCCUCAGUGAGCUUGGCGUACCUCAGUCGACGCCCACGCCUCUUUACUGCGACAAUCAGGCUGCUCUUUAUAUCGCAGCUAAUCCAGUCUUUCAAGAACGCACUAAGUAUGUGGAGAUGGAUUGUCCUUUCGUUCGUGAGCGUGUCGUCACUGGCAAGAUUGAGCCGCUGAAGAUUGCUUCCUCCUCUUAGUUAGCGGAUAUCUUCACCAAGGCCUGGGGUGCGGAUCCCUUUCAUUCUCUGUUGUUCAAGCUGGGCAUUUGUGACCUUCAUGCCUCAGCUUGAGGUUGAGUGUUGAAUUGUUAAACUAGACAUUAUUUAUUCUUUUGGUACCUUUUGGUAAUUGUGCUUAAGAGUCCCUAAUUGCCCUAGGUUAAUCGGUUGAGGGGCAUUAUAAGGGUAACAUCUCGGCAGCCAUUGUAACACAAGAACAACUGAUUUCUAUUCGGCUUGUCGUAGUGAAACCCUAUCUGAGAGCUCUGCUCUCCGUGGAUUAGUCCCGUUAACCAGGGAUACUACGUAAAUCGCUGUCUUCUUUACUUCCGCAAUCGCUAUAUUUUACAGAAACGGAAGCGAUUAAGGCAUCAGCGAGGGAGAGGUCGCGAGAAACCAAAAAGAAGGAAAGAGAGAGAGAGAGUCUGUAACACCCUACCCUAUACGUAUUACCUAAUCAUAUUGUUCAUACAAUUGCAGCGGAAAUAAUCUCGGGUGUUACAUUAAUUAUCAAAAUUUACCCAAAUAAAAUUUCGACAUGAAU
Molecule: messenger RNA, 1275 nt
Organism: Linum trigynum
Lineage: Eukaryota; Viridiplantae; Streptophyta; Magnoliopsida; Malpighiales; Linaceae
Source: the annotation of a GenBank genome assembly